Molecule: messenger RNA, 8545 nt
Organism: Xyrichtys novacula (pearly razorfish)
Lineage: Eukaryota; Metazoa; Chordata; Actinopteri; Labriformes; Labridae
Source: the annotation of a GenBank genome assembly
GAAGUCAUUUGCAUUCGCUUACUACUUCAACGGCAGCAUGAAUCAAAUUAAAAAGUCAAGUUAGACAACGGAUUGUUUUUUAAAAUAAUGAUGUUCCUAAUUUGAAACAACAACAUCUUCUUAAAAAACACUUCACCGUUUAAGUUUGCUAGUCAUUUCAGCUCUACCGGUGCGUCGAGUCGCAUUUUCUGCACCAGUAAGUAAACAAAAAUGUCCGAGUGUACUUGAAUGUGAGAUUUAAACGUGUUUGUCAUCGUAACUGGAAACCACCAGUGCUUCCAAGGGUUUUUCCUCGAAAAAGGCCGGUUUUUGUCUUGUAAGGAAAUAUAUUUAUUAUUAAUUCAUCCAUGUAUCCAUCCACAUAUGCAGUUGUUACUAAAAAUAUGACUUACUGACAGGAGAGAAUACAUUUUGAGCACACUUCACAGAAGCUGUAGGCCUCCUGAACAUGGGGUUGGCCUUGUCAACAAGAUACAUAAGUGGGAUAAACUGUGGGAUAACACUCUUUUCUGACUGUGCAGUCUACUGUGCAACACGUAGUUUAUUGGUGAAGAAAAGUCUGUUACCUUUUUUGUCUAUUCAAGUUGUGAAAAAUUACAUCUCCUUAAAAACUUGAGGCUGAAAUCUGCUCCUAAUUUGAGUCACAGCUUUCUCUGUGGGAAAACACUCUUGUCUGACUUUGCAGUCUACUGUGCAACACGUAGUUUAUUGGUGAAGAAAUACUGUUACCUUCUUUUGUCUAUUCAGGUUGUGAAAAAUUAUGUCUCUUUAAAAACUUGAGGCUGAAAUCUGCUCCUAAUUUGAGUCACAGCUUUCUCUGUGGGAUACUUCCCCUAGCCUGACGUCAGCUGGAUGUGUGAUUUUUCCUCCCCAUCCCAGCCCCAAGCUGACGCAUUCGUAUACCAGCUCUUCAGCAGUAACUUGGGGUGAGUAACAUAUAAAAAAAGCUAGAAAACUUUUACAGCUUUGAUGAACUUUUUGUCAACUUGACCAGUAUUGUAGAAUUGUUCAGUUCAGUUCACUGUUGUCAGAGGAGUAGAAAGCUAAGCCUGCUCUAUAUUCUCAUAUUACAGUACAUAGCUUGUGCAUUCCUGUGUCUGUUAUGUAAUAGAAACAGUCUCGCAAAUGUGUUCUGAUGGGCAGAAACAAAACACUUCAACUACACAUGAUGCUGGAUGAAAAACAAGCGGAUGAGAUGUACCGGUUACACCCCAGCUUCAUUUGUAGGGUUUUAAAAGCACAAACUUUAGGUCCGAAGGUGAAAUGUUUGAGGUUUGAGUCACUAAAAGUCUAGGUCCAGGCAGACUUUGUGGUCAGAACCUCAUUUAUUUUUAUCUUAGUGCAUGGAAACCCUUACAGCCUGAACACAGAGAGAAAUCUAUCUUCCUUAGGUCUACACUUAUGUGUAACUUUCACCUUACAGACUAACAUAUUUUAAGCAAAUCGAGGCACUCUGAAUCCUUGAAUGACCUUUUCUGUCAGCAGCCUACAUUUUCACCUUUUUUGAUUACUGUGGUUGUUACUGCAAGAUCCGUAUCGAUAAAAUUCCCCUGUAUUUCACUAUCUUUGUUUCAAUGUUGACACUGCUGCUGGUGCUGAAAUCAAAUUUCUUUUUAAGAGAAAAAAGGAGAAGUCAAGUCAGAACCCUCGCAUCAACUUGUGUUAUAUUAUUUCUAAAUUUUCUGGUCUUUUUAAUCUACUUGCUGCACUGCUUUCCUCUCGCAGCUACUACAGCCAUUUCCUCUGAAAACCACACUGUUUGUGCGUCAAUGAACUGCAUAAUUUUAGAGAGCUGGACCAGCAGGUUUCCUCUUCUUUGCACAUACAUACCAGCUGAAGCGGACGACCUAAGUAGUUUCAUUAUUAUCACUUGUCAUACAUGGUGGUUAUUUUUCGCUCUGAUUUGGUCUCCAAGUUAGUAUUCAUGGCAGCUUGUUGACGUGUGAAGCAAAGUAAUCUGGGAUGCCUUUUAUUUUGGCUCAUUCAUGUGAGCGUUAUCGUUCUGGCACAGCAAUUAAAGGUGUAGUGUGUAGUGUUAUUAAACACCAUUGGAAAACACAUUUUCAAGGUAUGUGUAAAUACAAUAAUCUGAAAAAAAAAUUUUGAUUUUGUUCACUUUAUAGGAAUGAGUCCUCUCAGUUUCAGCAGAUAAAAGCCUGGAAGUUGAUUAUUGAACAAUUAUCAGUCUGAAAGGUGAUGCAAUAAUUAGAUAUCAUCACAUUUUCUAUGGCAGCACAUUGGCUGAAUGGAAGUGGUUUAAAAAGUUGUAUACAGACAGCGGACACAUUACUGAAUGUCUAUGUUGGAAAAAAAAAAAGACAGUGAUAAUUUAUGGUAAAAUCAAAUAUCUUGUUUUAUAUCUAGUUUUAAAAUAGAUGGACAAUAACAAGUGAAUUGUUUUACAGGAGAAACUUUGCCACCUUUCGUGGAUAUUUUGGUUGUAAAAACUUGCCUAAUGGAGGAUCAUGCAUUUCGUGUAACACACGUGCUUUCAGUCCUUGAAGGCCUCUGUUACUCUACUGGAGCGUUUCGGUCUACAAUCUGACAGCUAGAUGUCGCUAAAUACACACAUUUCUACACGCUGUACUUUUAAGCCCUGCUGCAUGGAUGAUUUAAGCUCACGCAGGCUUGUUUUCUAAAGUGUACUUUUUCUUUAGGGAUCACACAGACACAGUUUGAAACACACAUAGAGAAACCCCAGCAGCAGGUCAACAAGUAUUAACAUUUGCAGGGCAGCCUCAAUUCAAACUCACAAACUGAUGGAGAUCCCAGAAUUUCCAUCAGUUCAGUGACAAUCAUGUAAACUUGCACAUUUAACUCAACUGAAACAUUAUAGAUGUCCAAAGUGACACACACUGGUGCAGAAAAACUGGAAUCAGAUGGUGUUUUUCAGCUUUCAGGCAGAAUAAGAAGGAAGGAACUAAAUCUAUUUCAAAUGAUAGCUCUCUUUGUUUAGUGCCGUAGAGGGCCAGAGGAGGAAUGUGGUCAGCUCUGUCCUGACUGCAGAGAGAGUUUCCAAACCAGAACUUCAACCCUAACCUUUCAUGGAGCCAGGAUUUCAAAACAAUGUUUUCCCUGGAAUCUCACAGUGAACUCCAAGGUUAUAAUUUUCUUAAACUGUGAGUGUGUGUGUGUGUGAGAGAGAGAGAGUCAGAGAGAGAGAGAUGAUGCUUGUGAAGUUCAGUGUGGGAUCCCAGUGCCAAACAUUGUAUCCAUUACUGUAGUGCAGGAAGAACACAUCCAUUACGGAUGGUGUGUGCUGUAUGUGAGUGUGUGUAUGAGAGUGAACAAAUACUGAUCCGGACCAGUUGUCAUUGUGUCCACAUCCUCUCAUAAGAAAAGACUUUCAUUAACAAGAACUGUCUGUAUGAAGUGUUUUGGGUGGAUUCAUAUGGCCGGUGUGUUGUGGUGUCAUAGAAACACUCAUGGACAAACUGUUCAGAUGAUUUAGUUUUGUAGAAGAAGCAGUGCCAUAAAGAUCUAAAUGUCUGCAACCAGAGCCUGGCAAGUAAAUCAUGUGUCAUCUGCAAAAAGAUAAGGUUCUCGUUAUAAAGUAAAAUGACCCUUGAGGGUUUCUCACUCAAAGUAUUUUGGAUAAAUAUCAUUAGUGCAACAAGUUGUUCCAUUUUUUGGGAGUUUCAUCGAUGGCAAGCAUCACAUUUUCCAUGUUUUUAUAAUAAUUGCAGCAUUACAGUCUUGUUGGAUCUAUUCAAAGUAAGAACUUUUUGUGAAGUCUGUGAAACAACCCAGUUUUCAAGGUUCAUUCUCAUCCAACACAUGUACAGGGAGUGGGUUUAGAUGUUUACAUAGCCUAAGAGGUCAGAGUUUCUCAACCCAUUAAGGGUUGAGGGUAAUCACUCAUUUUAUCAAAAACAAAUCUAAAUCAUUUGAAAGUAUUUACUUCUUCUUAUGCCAGGGGAUAAGAAAAAUUAAUCUCAAAAGUAAACAAAGCUGUCAGUCACAUAAAAAGCACACUUUAAGAUAUGCUGGGGUGCAGGAAGAGUAAUGAAUGCAUAAACCCUUAUCCACAUAACUGGCUCAAAAAUGAUCAAAAAAGAAAACUAAUCUUUUCUAGAAAUAUCUUUGCAACAAGAGAUGCUAACAUUUCAUACUCCAACAAUUCCUAAAAUUACUACUAACAUUUUAAACUUUUAAAUGUUUUUGUAUUCCUUCUCCACACAUCAAUUACUGUGUCAAAAAUGAACCAUAUUCAUUUCUAAUCGGAUUUAAUGGAAAACUCUGGCACCUAUCAGCUGUGGAUGUCAGGAAUAUAUUUACUCUUCACUACACUGCUUUGAUUAAUAGUGUUCUCUCGAAUUAAGAAAGAACAUUAAAACAGUAAGAUAUAUGUGUAUUACCUAGAAUUUUAAAUAGUAAAUUAGUACAUUCAUUUGUAUGUGUGCAAGUUGUUCUUGACCAUUGUGUUAUCAUUCAUAACCUGCUUUCUGAGUUUUCACCUGGCUGUGUUAAAAAGCACUGUCAGAAUUUCCUUGGGUAUGAAAGUAAAAGUGUUGUUAUCAGUGUUGUUAUUUAAAAGUGCACUGUGUGGUCUUAUUGUGACGCAUUAAGCAGAACAGACUUUAGGGUAGAUGAAAUAAAGUAAACCUUAGUGAGCUUGCGUUCAUAAAUAAUCAAGUGAAUCAUCAAUAUAUAUAGCUUUGGUUGACUUAGAAUGAGCACUGGUCUUCACAGAGGCCGCUAUCUUACUCCGACAUGUUUUUACUUUAGCACAGCACCAACAAACUAGCAGCAUAUACAGUAUGUGUUGUUCUUAUUUAGUGGGUGAAUGAGCUCAUUGCACCAGCUGAAUAAUGAAGAAGAAGGCAGUUGUCGUUAUGUGCAAAAGUAUUUGUACUGAUUGUUUCUACAGUUGCACAGAAUGGACAAGAAGGAAAGAGUAAUGGUUGCUGUGCGUAAAAGAAGUCAUAUUGGUGGACAUUUUUGUAGUGGUCACAGUUUUUGUUUAUCACAGGAGCUUCUUUUCCUCCACAUCAACAGGAGAAGCGAUAGAGUCUACAAUCUUAUUGCUAGUUAUUUCCCAUAUCACAUAUAUUUAUAUCCCUAUUACUACACACUGUACCUUUAAAGUACUGCAUUUUCACAAGAGCGUUAUUUAGAUGUAGCAGACUGAAGUAAUUAACUGUAUGUUAAUUAACUUUAUGUCUACACAUAGUGAGCCUGAUGAACAAGAUAAUAUCCAGUCAGGCAUAAGAGAGAUUCAAAUUACAAUGGGAAGCCUGUGCAAAUGAUGGCAAAAAUGUGCGCACGUCUUACCUGUGUUCAGCUUUGUUGCCUUUAUAAACUCACAGCUGUCACACUAGAAAAAUCAAUGCAACUCUUUAUACAAAUACAGCUCUUUAUUUAUUUAUUUGACUUUCUUAAUGUUGUGUUUAACAGGUUUUGUUUUGAGUAAUCACUUGUGUUUUUUCUACAGGCUCAGCUAACACACCUGAGCACCUGUCUAUGCCCGUCCUCACAUGAACCCCCACACUAUGCUGCCUGAGCCCCUCCUCCAGCAGUGAUGCCAGCCUUCAGCCCUCCUGCUCCUCUGCUCUGUGUGCUGCUGUGUCUGUCUGUGGCCCUGCAGCGCUCUGACCUGCGCCUGGCUUACGUGACCCACAACAGCUUCUCCUACUAUUCUUGCAAUCAAGAUCCCCAACCGUGCAGCAUCUCUUCACUCACAGACUGCAGAUGCAAAGACAUCCAGCUCUCUACGCUGCACCGCCCACAGUCGCACUCGUCUCCUGUUUUCAGGAUGAGACGUUUGACUGUUUGGAUCACGUCUCCUUUAAACACGGCACGUCUGCUCAACAACUCAGAAGUGAGGCACCUCACGCUGGUCAACUGUGGACCCAGAGGGACUCCUUCGUCUUCCCUGGAUGGGCAUUUUGCAGUGCAGCAUCUGGAGAGGCUGACAAUAGUGAACAUUUUAAGACCAGAUCACAACUUUCCAGAUGAGAACAAAGCAAAAGACUCAGACUUAGACAAUGAUCCUAGUACAGACAACGGUGCGCACCUGGACAGUAAUAGAUACAACCGGGACGCAGACACAAACCGGGAUCUGAUUGUUGAUAAGAGGAGAGAUUACCUUGCAUCGUCCUCACCCCAGAUUCAGGAUCUCUUCCUGGGCAGGGAGCUGGGAGCGGCGUAUCAUGAGCAGGCCAGACUGGGAGUCAUCCACAGCUCUGUGUUGGAGUGGGGAGCUGCAGUCAAAGCCUACACGGUCCAGACUCACAUCAACAGUGAAGGCGUACUGCCUUUCCCAGAUCUCCACCUACCAAAACUACCAGAGACAUCUGUCAUAUAUGUCAGCUUUGUGUACUGAAAACACUUUCUUCAGGAGAGCGGGAGGAAGACUCUGCUGUGUUCACGACCUACAAACACCACUUUUCUGCUCCUGUUUGUUGAAGGUCUACAAAUGUUUAGUUUUAGUUUAAAAAGACAGUGAAACAAGAAAUGGUGGAUCAUUUCUUUACUGAAUUAGUCGUAUUUAAAGUAAGCAUCAAGAAAACUCCUGAAAGAUGUUAGACACCAGUGACUAAAGCUAAAUGAAUGGCUGUGUUGACAAUACUCUUUUAAACCCUAAUUUACUCGAGAUCAUGAGUUAAAUAUUUUUCAAUCAAACAACAAAAGAAAGCAAAACUUAAAGCGUAUUUCUCUGAAUCCACCGAGCGAUAUGUGUUGGAGUAAAAAAAAAAGAGUGAGCGCAAAACAUCUAGGCACAUGAAAGCAGUCUGAAAACUAUUAGCAAGAACAUCUGAACUUUUUCUCAGCUUAAAGAACAGAGAAGGCAAAUUACUCUGCUUUGGAAAAUUUCCAGUUGCUUUUACUUUUGAUAACUUCAGAGCAAAAGCACAUUUGCAUACACACAAGAACAGCAGCAAAGAACUAAAUCCGAUUCUCUCGUCCAAGAGCUUUAAUCAUUUUAUUCCCGAGUGGCCUGAAACUUUGCACAGCUGUGUAUCAGCAUGUUAGAACAAAAUAUGCCGACUAAUGAGAGGCCUUUUGAGGGAACCAGAAGGGCCUGCCAACCCCUUCCAGCUCAAGUGUCCUUUGUGUCCAAAUGUUGUUUAUCCUAAAUUGAUGGUGUUGGCCUCUUUAAACUGUAAUGAAAAUGGUGGAGGGUUUCAUCACAUUUUACCCUCAAGCAAAGAAAAGAAAAAAAUAACAGUCCACCAGAAAGUUCAUCCAAAAUACUCUCAUCAUGUUGCAGAAUUAACACCAAAAGUCAGUGUGGUGACUGACCGUUCGCUAUCCUAAGCAACUGUUUUCAGCUUUUUAUGACGGCACACUUUUCAUACCUGAUAAGAGAGGAUCAAGAAUCUUUCAGAGGGACUUACUUCAAGAAUUUGAUCUUCAGCUUGGUUUAGUUUCAGACAUGGAGAUAAAAUAAGUGAAUUUGAUCUAGACAUUGAAAAUUUAGGUCAGUUUCGUUUCUGAUAUCUUUAGAUUGAGGUUAAUGAGGUCUCAGAUUUCUUUCUUGGCCAGGAAACAUGAAGCUUGUUUUCACUUUUUUUAUUUACAGCAGCAUGAACUUCUUUACUCUCUACUUUGGAAACCUACAGCUGACUCGGACCUUUGACCUCUGCACUAAAGCAAGCAGAACUUCCUCCUCUGGCAUUUAUGAACGAUCGAUGGCGUCCAUAAUAUGAAGAGCACGGUUAUUUCCAGAGUGCAACCACAAGAUGGCAGCAGAUAUGUUUCAGAGAAUGAAGGACGACCUGAGCUGACUGAAGACAUGAGGGGUAAAAGGUUUUAUUUCUUCUCUAAGGACUAUCUAAGAAGAAAUAAAACCUGUAAAUAAAGAUGUCAUGAUGCAUCUCAGCACUUUAAUGACUUGUGAGAAAUGUUUUGGGGAUAAAGGUACAUUAUUGAGUGUUAAUAAAGAAUAAAACUGAAAGACUAUGCAUGUAUUUUUUAUAAAGGUUAAAUGAACAAUGUCAUCUCUUGUACUUGUUGGGAGGGAAAAAACAAAAUUGAUGAUAAACUUACAACCAUUGGAUUGUGAACUGAAGAUGAGGAUUUUUUUUAAUGUUUCUGUAUUUCAUUUGUUAAAAUCAAAUCACAAGGAAGUGUGUGACACACGAAAUCUGAAUGAAAAAUGUCCUCCUAAAAAGGCUAAGCCCCCAGCCAACUUUUUAAAAACAUGAUGAAAUCUGUCUAGUUUAUAACAACAGGGAUUCAAACUUUUUAUAUUAUCCAGAUAUUAAUUAACUUGCAAUAACCACUGGUUUGAUGCGGUUGUAUAGGUAGAUGAUUGAGUGAGGAACAACAAGAAGCAUGUGGGGCUAAAGCAAUCUAAGGCUAACAGUUAACACGAGUGGUGAACAUGGGUAGAUGCUAGCAAGCUUAAACAGUGCAGCGCUAUUUUUACUAUAAAUAAUGUCAAAAUAGGACCUCAUCACCCCUACAUUUACCGCUACCACCAUACAGGUGAUUUAUCCUGAAAGCUCUCACAGGUCUGUAGACCUCAAGUAUUUUUGAGGUGAUGUAAAGUCUGUUAAAGGGGCGGAUAUUGCAAUUUUAAAUAAAUACGGUAACAAUA